AUGCCAUCCUUAUUCCAAGUUCCCAAGCGACUAACACUAGCAAACAAAGGCUCGGUAGCUAGAGACCACGUACGUCCACCCCAACAUCCUCCACCCUCGACCACACCGUACUAACUUCGACUUACUUCAGUUGGCAAACGAGAGAACGCUCCUAUCAUGGACGAGGACAUCGCUUACGUUCCUCACGUUCGGCGUGGGCUUCAUGCAAUUUUUCCGUCUCGAGCAAAAAACCCAAUGCUCAGACCUUGCCCAGCCCCUACCUCCGCUGGCGUCGCUUUACGACCACGACGUCACCAGCAGCGUGAUUGCGCUAUGCCGGCCCAUUGGCGCAAUGUGCGUCAUCAUGGGCAUCUUGACCUUGAUCUUUGGCGGCGUGCGCUUCUUCCACGUCCAGCUGAUGUUGUUGAAUGACCAGUUCCCCAUUUCGCGGUUUGCUGUGGUGGUGCUAAUUUUGAUCAAUUUGGCGAUUUUGAUCUUGCUUUUGGUGUUGAAUUUCAAGCUUAGUUUAUAG
Molecule: messenger RNA, 511 nt
Organism: Lodderomyces beijingensis
Lineage: Eukaryota; Fungi; Ascomycota; Pichiomycetes; Serinales; Debaryomycetaceae
Source: the annotation of a GenBank genome assembly